Messenger RNA from Colletotrichum phormii, 609 nucleotides. RefSeq lists its product as uncharacterized. NCBI's taxonomy places the organism in Eukaryota, Fungi, Ascomycota, Sordariomycetes, Glomerellales, Glomerellaceae. The record is from RefSeq and is a predicted model, not a curated record. The transcript is spliced from 2 exons. Bases 1 to 609 code for a protein of 202 amino acids.
AUGCUUCCUACUACUUCUCUCCUGCUUGCCGGUGCUGGCAUCGCCAACGCAUACACCAUUGCUGUGGCCGAGCCCUUCAUGCGCAAGAACAUCGAUCCCGUCGUCAUUCCGGGCCAGUACAAGAGCCACAUGCACACCUUCUUUGGCUCAGGCGCUGUCACUCUCAACACGAACACUUCUGCCGAGCUCCAGGCAGCCGAACUCUUUGAUGUGCUGGAAGUGAUAGCCAGUUCUUCUACCAUAAGACGUUCUCUCGCUGACAUGAGCUCGAAAGGGAUCCCAACUCUGUAUGUCAAGAACGACACCGGCAUGACACCCGUCCCCUUCUCCCGGUUCAGCGCCUACUACGUCGCCAUCGAAAGCGCCGAGGUCGCCAUCCCCCAAAACUACAAAACCGUCGCCGGAAACUCCAAGGGCACAACACAAGCCGACGUCGAGGACCUCGCCGGCAUUCAAUGGUUCUGCGAAGGCGACCCCACCGAAGAGGGCAAAGACGUCGCGGCCUGGCCGACGAAAACGUGCUCCACGCACUUGCAGACCCUCCUCCUCUUCCACGACUGCGUCAACGAGCAGACGCUCGAGUCGGCCUACUCGGGCACCCAGAAUUAG